Molecule: messenger RNA, 8540 nt
Organism: Erpetoichthys calabaricus (reedfish)
Lineage: Eukaryota; Metazoa; Chordata; Cladistia; Polypteriformes; Polypteridae
Exons: 16
Coding region: 290-3643 (1117 amino acids)
Biological process (GO): postsynaptic actin cytoskeleton organization; regulation of actin filament polymerization; positive regulation of axon extension
Cellular component (GO): site of polarized growth; postsynaptic membrane; cortical actin cytoskeleton
Molecular function (GO): actin filament binding
Source: RefSeq, a predicted model, not a curated record
AACAGCACGUCUCCGAGCGGGCGCUCUCUCCUGAGCAACUCGGGCUGGUUGGGGUGUGCGGCCCCGCGGAGCUCAGCCCUCUUUCGGGAGGCGUGGUUCUGGCUGCUGUUUCGCUCCCACUGGACUGAUUUUUUUCCUGUUGCAUUCCGACACACAACUUCGCAGCAGUCAGCUUGUUGACUUUUCAGAUUUGCCGAAGAGCGAGGUUCUUUUAGCGGGACUGCUGAAAACGGGCUUUUACUAAACAAGACAGCGAUAACUAGCUGAAGAAGAAAAAAAGCUUGUCACCAUGCCCGCGAUUGACCUGGACACUUACAGCCUGUCGUUAAUAACAGCUAAAGAAGACAUACAGAACCCCAGGUCCUCUACCAACUGGGCUUUAUUCUCUUACGAAGGAUUUACCAAUAAGGUCAAGCUCACUGACUCUGGAGCGGGUGGUGUAGCAGAGCUUGCAGAGAAGUUCCAGAGCAGCCGGGCCCAGUAUGGACUGUGCGGAGUGGACACUCCAGGACAUGGUCAGCCCAUGCUUGUCAUGAUUAACUGGAUUGGAGACAGUGUGGAUGAGAACAGAAGGGUGGAAUUUGCCAGUCAUGUUCCAGCUAUCAAGACGUUUUUCAAAGAAGCUCAUGUCUUCGUCAGUGCAAGAAGCCCUACUCAGGUAACACCAGAUGCAAUCCAAGAUGUCAUCAGCAAGAUUGUUCCCCCUUCUGAACGACUGAAAAGACAGGGUCGUGUGAGAGAGUCUGAGGAAAUAGUGGGCACCAAUUACAGAAAAACAAAUGCAGCCAUGGAGAUGCGUAGGAUUAACAGAGACUCUUUCUGGGCCAGAGCUGAACGUGAGGAAGAGAAGCGCAAAGAAGAAGACCGCCGGCGUAAUCUGGAGGAACAUAAGCGCUGGGAACGGGAGAGAAUGUUGCAGGAAAAACGUGAGGCAGAUGAGAGGGAGAGAAAACUAAGCGAGAAAGAAAAGGCCCUAGAGGAACAGAGGAGAAUUCAGACUAAACUGGAGGCUGAGGAACGGAGAAGGGAAAAGGCCAAAUGGGAGCAGCAGCAGCGAGAACAUGAAGAAGAAAUGAGAAACAGGUAUCGUCGGAGUGAAUCCAUUGAAAAGGCAGCGGAAGCUGCAGCUCUGGUGUCACAGAGAACCAUGAAUCCACGUGAAUUUUUCAGACAGCUCUCCUCCUCCUCCUCCUCCUCUACUUUUUGUACCUCUCCCAGAAGUCCUGGAACACCUACUUCAGGAAAAAGCCCCUUUCGACGUUACCAGAGGAGUCUUACUGACACAGCUUUUAUUUUUGGCAAGCCAGAGAGCCCUAUCUCUCCAAGGAGUCCCAAACCAACAUCACCUGUCUUUCAUCCCAGCAGCCCCUUUAGAAAAGCUUCCUUAACAGAUACUAACUUUAAAGAAGCAACUAUAUCACUCAGCAGGCCGACCAGGGCUGAGACCAGCUGUUAUGAAGGUAUCUCACAACCUCAGAAUGAAGUCCAAGCACAAGAGAAUAGUCUUGCACAACCCAGUAUUCCAGCCCCUCUUCACCUGGUCUCGGGGGCUUUCAGUGCCAGCCUAGUAAUGUCAAACCCUGACAUGCCACUUACGCCUCCCCCCACAAUAACAUCUAAGAGUACGAGCCUUCACCUCACAAAUCCUGCCUCUUCUUCUUCCUCUGUUGUAGCCACUGCCAGCCUUGAACCCACACCUCCUGCUACGCCUCCCCCUACCCAGUCAGUUAGCUGUAGUUUUGCUCAUGCCACACUGUCUUCUGCUAACACAGCUAGUGCCAACCUUGUCCAGAUACCUCCUGACACAAUUGUUUCCUCCAACACAGUCAGUGCAAACCUCAUUCUCACAGAGCCUUCCUCUCUUACUGCUUCUCCCCCUGCCUCUUCUAUAGUUAGCAGCCAUGUUGACCAGACACCUGUCGUAUCAUCUUCCAGUACCGUACUGAAACAAGAUAGUACACCAUUCAAAUGUGAGCUCAUUGACCAUAAUCAACUGUCUGUCUUUGAUACUGGCACCAGUGUUACAAAUGUGAAAUCAUAUGAUACAACUCACACCUCAGUGCAAAACAAUGAAUUUAUGAAAUAUGAAAGUGAAUAUGCUCAGCAGGAAAAGUUUCAGGAAGCAGGCAUGUCUUCUGGGGAGCACUGUCUUGUACAAUGGGAAGAGAAACACAGUGAUGUUAAAUGUAGAUCAGAAAAAGAUAACACUGAACUUUGGACAGAGGAGAAACAAGAUGUGGAGCAAAACGACACAGCUCAACCAGCAGAUAAAGAAAAUGUCAGUCUGUUGAUGGAGAAGCUCGAGAUGGUAAAUGAGAAGAGGUUGGAAAGCAAAGAGGCAGAAGACAAGAAGGAAUACUUGCAUCAGAAUACAGAGAGUUCAGUUCUUGUGCCUUUGCUGGACACCAUUUUGUCUCAGGAGAAUUGUCCCAGUUUUGAAAAACAGAUUGAAGCUGUGGAAGAGUUACAAACACAAAUUGAAUCUGUGGCUCCCAUACAGAGGCAGGUGGAGGAAGUGCAUGAAAGGAGUUCUGGCAAUGAAGAAAACAGAGAUGAGGAGAGCAUUCUUACAGAAAUAAAAAAUGUGAUUUUCGUGCAGCAGCAAUUUCCAACCACAGAUAUGAAACUUAUUCAAGAAUAUGAAGAGGAGAGAGAAGAAGAAGAUUUACUGCCAGAAUCUCACCAUGGAAUUAUAAUGCAGCAGCAGCUUCACACAGGAUAUGAAUGUUUUUCUGGUGACAAAGAAGAGUGUGAUGGAAAAGAUGUUUUACAGAUAGAAGCCAGCAACAUAUUUGUGCAGCAACAGUUUAAGACGAUUGAUGAAAGAGAAUCUGAAAAUGAAGAUGAAAGUGAUGGCGAAGAUGCUUCACUGCCAGAAGUGCACAGUGUAAUUCUUGUUCAACAACAGCUUAAGACACCUGAUGAAAGAGGGUCUUUGGAUUCAGAAGAAAUUGACGAUGAAGAUGCUUCACAGUCAGAAGUGCACAAUUUGGUAAUUGUGCAGCAGCAAUUAAUGAUGACAGAUGAAAUUAGAUCUGAAAGCAAAAACAAAGAUGCAGAGGGCAAACUACAAAAUAUAGAUCUUGUGCAGCAACAAUUUACGACACUGGAAGAGGAACUUUCCAGGAAUGAAGAGGAAAUUUUAAGUGAGGACAUUGUUGAGGAAACAGGAAAGAAAUGCUUUGUACAAAAUUGGGAGAACAGGGUAGCAGAAACAGUCAACGAGAUGAAGACCCCCAACAAAGAAAAUAUCCAAAUAGAGGAAAGCUGUCAUCAGCAUAAUGGCACACCAGCUCUUGUUAAUAAGGUGAAGGAGAAUUAUAACCUCCAGAGUUCAACUGAACCUUGCCGGACACAACAUGACCUGCAAUCCACCACUUCACCUACCUGUAUCCAUGGACAUAGCCCCAAUGAUUCUGAUGAGGAUGAGGAAGCCAGUGGAGAGGAGCUCUCUGAAGAACAUGAAACAAUGUUGUGUGUGCGGGCAAUUCACAGUUAUCAAGCAGAUGACGACUCCAAGCUAUCGUUGAAGCCAGGAGAUGUUAUCCGUGCUGUGGAAAUCGUGGACCAGACCUGGUGCUGGGGAUACACUGAAGAUGGUCGCCAGGGACUCUUUCCUGCCACUUUUGUAGAAAAGCUUUAAAAAAUAGAUGUGGGAAUGUCCCAAUGUUCAGAGGGAGUGCCUGCUUGCCAUCUAAUUCCAUGACAGAACAUGAUGUUGGUGUUAAUGCAGCUAUGUCUUCAUUUGUGGGCUCACUGACCAUUAACUCUUAAACUAGAGUGUACUCUAGAUGCUUUUAUCCUAAUAGCGGCCUUGGUAGCUGUCACGAAAGAUAGAUUUAGAUAAUAACAUGCAAGUCUGGCACUUGCCGGAGCCCCGGUAGCUUUUUACUCCCAGUAUAAAGCCACAGUAGCUGUUGCUAUUGUAUUUUAUUAUGCUAUAAACAUUACUGUGUAUUUUUCUGUAUAGCAAUACAAGUAAAUAGGAGGAGACCAGUUACAUCCAGUUAAUGCUUCCACCCUUACUCUCUUCCACUGUGCAAUAAGGCACCCCUCUUAGCUGCCUCACCCUGAGAGUCAGUGGUAUUACUAUCAUCAAUUAGUCAUCCGUAGCUUAAACCUGGGGCUUGACAAACAGAACUUAAUGCAACUACAACAUAUUAUUCAAUUUUGCAGUAGACCAAAAUGAACCCUGCAGCUACGCAGAUCCAUAUGGACUUCUCCAAAGCCAAGCCACUGCCAUCUUUCAUGCAGAAUUUUUCAGAUGAUGUGGAAUACUAUAUUUAUGACUGGGCAAUUCUUUCACAGCCUUCUAUUUGUUUCAUAUUCCUGAGUCUGCCACCAUUCAGAAAAGAUAUGCUGCACGCUGCAUUGCCUGAAAUUGGGAAUUCAUAGAUACAUAGAAUACUUGUGCUAAAUCUCUACAAUAUGCUUAAAGCAUAUGAUGAGAAAUCUUAACAGAUCAAAUAAGAACAAAUUAAUAUACAUUCUUAAUAUGCUCUUUUACUUAUACUGUUUCAGUUCUUUUUCAACGAACUACAAACACCUAAAAAAUAACAUUACUUUCACUGUUGUAGAAAAUUUUUAAUGUGGUAUUUCUUUCAAUAAACCUUUCACAUUUUUAUUUUCUGGAGAUCUGUGACCUUGAUGGAAAUGAACCUGUCCAGAGUGAUGAGUUAAAACAAACCACACAUUACGACAGAUUUAUGAAUGUACAUCAUCAAAACAAAACCUAACUGCCUAAUUAAAAAUACAUUCAUGCAGUGUUGGGAAUUGGCCUUUCAUUUAAGGCUUUGCUUUCAAUGAAAAUUAGCGGUCUGCAGGGGUUAGAAUCAUGAUUGUCCUGAUAUUUUUUUUGAUCUUGUCAUUGUUUACUUGCAUAUGUGUUGGUGUGGUGGCAUAGUAGUUGGAGUUUACGGCUCAUAGCUCAUCACUGUAGUAAUAUUGUCACCUUGGUCACAUGAAUGUUCUGCAGGUUCAUUGGCUUUGAUGAUGCUAAAUUGUUCCAAUAUGAUGGACUGGUCUACUGUCCUGGAGUGGUACCUGCCUUGCUGCUAGCAUAGGCUUCCGCUGACUACAUUCCUGAGUUAAAAUAAGUGGGUUCAGAAGAUGAAUGAAACUAAAGUUGUUAAGGAAUUGGACAACAAAGUAAGUAAAAUGUGAGGUGUUAAUCUUUCAUUCAUACACAAAUAAUGUUAAGAAUUUAUGUUUUUUGUGGACCUUAAUGUUUUCAGUAGGGAGUAUGUUUUCCAGGGCUUUAGUAUAGCCAGACUUUUAAUAUGUGCUAGGUUUCACCAAGAUCUUAUAAAUUACGGAGCUAAUGUGCUAGCUUUCAAAGGAAUUGGAACAGGAAAGAAGACUUUUAUGACUGAUAUAAGUGCUAGGAUGCUACAUUAGCUUUGAAGUGGCCUCGUUUCUGGAAUUUAAAGUAAGACUUCAGGAAGAUGAGGUCUGAAUGUUAUCCGACAGCAUUCUAUUUUGGGACUUGGGAUACAUGUCUGGUGGCCUUCUUUUAGAAAGUGGGUAGGUAUUCUAUGAUUGUAAAAAUUUCUGUAUUAUAAUUUUGGGUAUUGCUGUAUAUAAUGCACUAAGCUGCUUACAGACUACUUCGUAUAUAUUGACAUUACAACAUUGCUAAGAUUUAGACCAAGGGUAUCAAUCUUCUUGGGUAGCCACAGUACUGCAAGCUUCAUUCUAUCUGCAUUCUGAAUUAGUAAUUACUGCUGCUAAUGGAACAUUCUGUACUUCUUAUUAGUUGACUUGCUUUUUAAAAUGUAUAAGUUUAACUUUAAAUGUGUAAUUUUUCUUUAACCAGCAGUCAAACAAUAAUGAGAUGCAAAUGACCAGCAAACAUGGUUCCAUUUGCACAUUUGUGUUCAUUAUAUAAUAUCUAUUUCAAUAAAAUCUCUGAUAAUAAAAAUGUGAAUGUUGGAAAAAUAUCCAUCCAUUCUAGGUCACAAGGCAUAUUUAUAGUGCUCCCAGAAAAAAUAAAACCAAUAGUUUAUAAAAUUCAGAUGUAGCAGAGUGAGAGCAAUAGCAAAAAGCAGAUUGAAAUAAUGUAUUUCAUUGAGAGCAAGAAUCAACCCCUAAUUAAGAAACAGGUUGAAGAGUUGAAAGCCCCCAGUUGGCUGAAUAUCUGCUGGCUCUCACUUGCAUUCCAUGAUGUUCUGUCUGCUGAUUAGAAAAAAAAGACUUACUUAAAUGGUAAACAUUUUAAAAUGCCAGUUAACUAAAAUAAAGGUAAAAUACUUAUACUCAAUGAGCAGCAGUAAUUCUUUACUAAUGAAGAAGUGUCUGUAACUAAAACCUGCAUUGGCGGGGCCCACUAGAAUCAGAACUUGACACCCCUGAUUUGGAUGAUGUUACAGGUUAUACAGGCUGCAAAAAACACAUAGAGAAUGGGAUGCUGGUUUUAUUACUAAACAUACCUAAUGUACCUACAUAAUUUUUUUUCUGUUCCAUAAGAAUACAGAUUCUUCACUAAGACAUAUUUGCUUAAUUACAGAGUAAAAUGUCAUAGGAAACAUGACUAAACAUUAAUUAAAAUGAUUGCUCAAAAUUGUCAGGUAAGCCUAGAAUUUCAAUAACUAAUCUUUUUAUGUCAGCUGAUAGAUUAACAUGUAUACUUGCUUAUACCUGUGGUGGGCUGGCACCCUGCCCGGGGAUUUGUUCCUGCCUUGUGCUCUGUGCUGGCUGGGAUUGGCUCCAGCAGACCCCCGUGACCCAGUGUUAGGAUACAGUGGGUUGGACAAUUGCUGACUGACACACUUUGAUUCAACUUUGCCUUCAAAUAUGUAUAGGACAAUUUCAGAACCUUACCACACAAUUGACUGACAUCACAAAAAUGGUGUCAGAGUGUGGUGUCUCCUUCAAAUUUUUAAAAAUAAAGUGAGUGGGACUUCAUGAUAAAUUUAUAAAGUUUGCUACACUUCAUCUUUAGCAUUUUAUCAAAAAGUGCAUGUUUAAUUUCUACUGAAGCUUUGUACCUUCUGCAUAUUGAGCUACACUGUUCUCAUUGGUGCCAUUUGUAAUUGCUGCUGUGAUUACAGUGAGCCAAAUAUUUAAAUAUUUAUUAAAUGUGUGAAGGGCAAAAAACUGCCAGGACCAUGUCCUCAAUUGAAUUAAUGGUUUUUUGUCCAUAAACAACAUUACUGUGUGCCUAAAUGAAAGCUAGGUUUACAGUCAUGGUAACAAAAAACAUUGAACUAAAAAAGGUUGAGAUCUCAAGAGGUAAAGUCCUGGUUAAUGCAUGGAAUAUAAAUUGAAAUUUGUAAAGAAACUGCCACUACAGUGUAUGUGAGAAUUGGGGUUUCUUUUUCAGACUGUCAUAAUAGAUGCCCCACAACUGUGUAAAUGAUCUUCUUAAAGAAUUGAUGGGAGGACAUGGCUGUUGGUGAAGGCAGGGAGAGCCAGCUCAAGAUCACUUUUCCUUUUUUCGGGUCAGCAACUUCAGUUGUAGAAGGGAGGUGGUGACACAUGUCUUUUGAAACCCUUAGCUUGACAAGACAAGGAGAUAUAUAAUAUAUAUAUAUAUAUUUGGAUCUCAGUAAUUUUAUUUGGCUACAAAAACAAAUGUCACUACAGUUCCUUAUGUAAUACAAGUCCAUCAAAAUGACACCUUUUAUUGGCUAACUAAAAAGAUUACAAUAUGCAAGCUUUCGAGGCCACUUAGGCCCCUUCUUCAGGCAAGAUGUAAUGAAUUUUUUUUAGUUAGCCAAUAAAAGGUGUCAUUUUGCUUGACUUCUCACUACAUUCAUAAUGGCCAAUACGGUACAACACCUUAGCAAUAAGGAACUGUAAAAUGUUUUUCUAAAAAAUGAACACAUUAUGUAUUUACAUUGCAGAUGACAUCAAUGCAUGCUUUUGCCUCCAUUUCCGAACAGUCAUUGUUUGAUAGCUGUACUACUCUGUUUACUAAUAAAUUUGUAUGAUACCAAACAACUCUUCCCAUGCCAUCUUUCAUAUGUGUUAUAGUUAUCAGUAUUUCACAAUCAGAGUAAUACAAAUAAUCUAAAACCUGCAUACCCAACUGCAUACCAGUCAGUGUUAUACUAUUAUUUAAAAUGAGAAUCCUAAAGAAAAAAGCAAAUGUCUCUAAAACAUGAAUGACAUCACGGUAACAUUUUCUUGUUCUGCUUGUUUUAAGCUUAUGUUUCUAUAAACAAUGGAGCUAUCUGUUUCAUUAGGUGAUUUUCCAUGUGUGGGACCAAUACUGUAUCACAAUUUCAGAGAGUACAUCUCCUAAAUUGGUAUAGUUUUGUAUAUGGGUUUGUAUCCUGCAUGACUGUGGACUAGAUUUGUUCCCUUCAGACUUUCAGCAUCUGUAAAACAUUUUCGUGAUUAUAGCAGUGGGUACUUUUUGGUACUGUAACUUUAUCCCAUUGCAGAAACUCCACAUUUGAAGACUCAGGUUACAUGAAAUGGUUUGCUGAAAUGUUUCUGUAGUGCCAAACCUUCACAAAUCAGUCACUUGUUCACAAAAUAAUGUCUUUCUUUCUGGAUGAUUGUAUGUGGUAUUAAAAUAUCUUGUUUUUAAACUA